AUGGAACAUGCGACCCGGAUACUCCCCCGCCAGAUCUGGGCGAACCCGACGACGAGUACGACGAAGACUUACUCCCCGGGCUGUACGCCAUUUGUAUUGCCUAGCGAUGGACUCGUCUAUUACAACAAAUCAUACGCUGUGACACUCACCGAAAACGCCGUGUUUGAGCCUCUCUGUACAGGGUUGCCUAGCGAUGAUGUCCACGUCUCCGCCGUUCUCGAUACCCGUGAUCCAUUCUACUCUUCUGUUACGCCACAGCUGUAUGCUAUCGGAUGCGCGACUGUCGUCAGCUAUCUCCUCGUUAUUAUCCUUCUCAUUACCCCGCGAACAUUCUACGUCGGUGGACCAGGCGGUGGCGCCAAUUUCCUCGGACGACAUGGGAUGAUCAGCGGUUCAUACAGCGGGAACUCGUCAGUAGUAGGAGUCGGCGGACGACCAUGGCUGCAAAAAGUUGCUGCCAUAUUAGUCGCGAUAUCAUUAACGAUUGCCACGGUCGAUUCCUUCAAAGUGGCAGAGCGACAGUACGAUUAUGGGUUUUCCGAUGCCGAAGCGCUUUCCGACGAAGUGAUUGACGGGUUAGAAAUUCGCAUUGUGCGAGUGAUUUCCAGCACGUUUCUUUGGCUUGCGCAGGUCCAGACGUUGAUUCGAUUGUUUCCGCGACAUAAGGAGAAAGUCAUGAUCAAGUGGGCUGGGUUUGCGUUGAUCGUGCUGGAUACGACUUUCAGUAUAUUGGAGAACUUUUUGGUUCGGAGUUCAUCGACACGGCCGCGAUUAUACGAUGAUGCGAUUCCUGCUUUGAGUUAUUUGUUUGAGUUGUCGCUCAAUCUGCUAUAUGCUGCUUGGGUCAUUUUCUACUCGAUUUCGAAGCAUCGUUACGCCUUCUUUCAUCCCAAGAUGCGGAAUAUAUGCUUGGUGGCUCUCCUAUCGCUAUGUGCUAUUUUGAUACCUGUGGUAUUCUUUGUUCUGGAUAUUGCCCGACCGGAGAUUGCUGGGUGGGGUACGUAUAUUCGAUGGGUUGGAUCUGCUGCGGCCAGUGUAGUGGUAUGGGAGUGGGUGGAACGAAUUGAGGCGUUGGAACGAGAUGAAGCGAAGGAUGGAAUCUUGGGACGAGAAGUGUUCGACGGUGAUGAGAUGCUUGAGGUUACACCGUCUGAAGAAGUCGACUGGCCGCGAUAUUCGCACCAAGGACAUGACAGAGGCGGCGGUGGCGGUACAUCUUCGGGAUGGGGCGGCAUGAUGGGUCUAGCACAUCGGCCGUUACGAGCUCGAGCUGGACUUCCUCGCGUCAACCGAAACAGAGGCGCCGGAGCUCCAGCAAACAACCCCGCUGCUGGUAUACCACCGAGGCAUCCAAACAAUCGUCCUACACCACCUCCGGCGGCCAUCACGCCGGUUAGCCGGGCUGAUACUACCAGUGCGGCGAGCACAGUAUAUAAUGUGCGAUAUCAUCCAGUGGCCAGUCCUACACCUCCCGUCGCGAUGCCACACAUGGAUGAGGCGGAGGAGCUAGAGGAAGCCAAGGAUAUCGAAGAAGGCAGACAAGCCCUUGAUACGACUGAGCAUGGUCUAUCCGCCGAAGAUACCCGAGAGCAAUCACCGCAAAUCGUCCAAGCAGAUCCUCGAUGGCGCACUCUCCUCAACCCGUUCAAGCGGCGACGGGCAUCGCUGCCAAAAGAAGUCGCCUUUGCACAAGCUGGGGAAGAGCCUUCUGAACAUAGACCGUCGGUGUCGUUAUUGGCCGAAGAAGCCGAGACAGAGGCACAUGCUGCCCGGUUCCGAGCCGAUCAUUUCUUCUCUCUAUAUCGCAAAGGACCAGGAUCCGGCUCGCUCAAUGCUGACAAUUCCCUCCCCGUGACUGUCAUUCCUGCCCGCCGUCGUGGCCAACAUACAUGGUCACCCCAGAACCGGCUGCUGGAGCCCUCUACACCCCGCGAAAUGCCCACCAGUCGGCCCGAGCCUCCCCCUGGCCGAUCAACUCGACCGGAUCUACCAGUCCGGGUCAUCCCUUCGCAACCACAAGCCUCUGCUCCAUGGACUGACGCUGAUGUGGAGCGAGGAGGCGGGGACUACGUCCUACACUACGAUCCUGAAACAGCGGCUUUGGUCAACGAGGAUGUCAGCCACUUGGCUCACGAUAGCCACACUGCCAAUUUCGACCAGCGCAGCUGGACCGAAACGACAUAUUCUGACGAGAGGAACGAUGUGCCGACUGCACCUACUGUGCAGUCCCACGUUGAAUCACAUACACCGCAACCACCACCAGAUGCGGAGCACAGGCCUAGUGAAGAGCACUGA
Penicillium arizonense is the source of this 2295-nucleotide messenger RNA. RefSeq names its product PalH/RIM21 family protein. NCBI's taxonomy places the organism in Eukaryota, Fungi, Ascomycota, Eurotiomycetes, Eurotiales, Aspergillaceae. The coding region runs from base 1 to 2295 and encodes 764 amino acids. Gene Ontology annotation, biological process: cellular response to pH. The record is from RefSeq and is a predicted model, not a curated record. Gene Ontology annotation, cellular component: plasma membrane. The transcript is spliced from 2 exons.